Messenger RNA from Hypoxylon fragiforme, 1633 nucleotides. RefSeq lists its product as uncharacterized. The record is from RefSeq and is a predicted model, not a curated record. NCBI's taxonomy places the organism in Eukaryota, Fungi, Ascomycota, Sordariomycetes, Xylariales, Hypoxylaceae. The transcript has a single exon. Bases 217 to 1218 code for a protein of 333 amino acids.
UCUGGAUUGGUCCCUCAAUCACAAGUGGAUCCUCAUGAAUUUCUGUAUUGGAACUUUUCAAUCUUCAACAUUUCAUCACCUACCUACCUUACCUAGGUAGUAUUCAGAACCACUACCCGGCCAUGACAACAAGGCGAUAAAUCAAAGCAUUCAAUUGGCUAAAGGGAGCACAUAAUCCAUGAUUGUGCUAAUUGGCACACGAAACUCUCCUCCAAGAUGCCACCCUUACCAGCUCUCAGGCUACGAGCCACCUCGAUAUUACCCUCGUCGACCACAUCCAUAUCCACCCCCAUAUCCCGCGCCCUCUUCUCCAGCACCGCCACCCGACCCUCCGGCCGAGUGCCCCCCGAAUCACCCCUCUUCAUCAACGUGCCGAACCCGCCGCAGGACCAAUCGAUCGAGGCCCUGCGCGAGCUCCCGCCCAUCAAGGGCCACCUUCCCGUGCCGCGGCAGGUGUUCAAGAAGAAGGAUGGCCACCUGAAGCCGCAGGACGAGUGGUUCGCCAAGUCCGCUCCCCCACCCACCUCCGAGAAGCAGCAGCGCGAGCCGCGGUCCGAGAUCCAGGCCUGGAAGCGGCGCGUCGCCUCGUCGCGGCGAGAGAACAUGCGCCAGGGCGUGCGCGCCCUCUACGCCCGCAAGCAGAACUUCGACACCCGCCGCCACGAGCAGCAGGUGUCCAAGCUAUCCGCCAACUUGGCCGCCGCCAAGGCCCCCGAGCGCGAGGACGAGCGCCUGACCCGCGCCACCGUCAACGCCGGCACGCUCAGCACGACCGUGAUCCUAGACCCGGAGCGGUUCGAGCGAGCUCUCGCCUCUCGCGAAACCACGCAGAACCUCGCGAAGCAGAAGAGCGAGCGGCGGCGCGACGCCAUCCAGGAGCUGUACAUGAAGGCGCGCUCCUUCAUCGUGACGGAGCAGGACCUCGAGGAGAAGGUGAACGAGCUGUUCGCGCCCGACUACUGGAGCAAGAAGGGCAUAUCCACCUCCGGCUUCGAGAUCCACAACAUCUGGGACGUGGCCGGCAAGCAGCCCACCGUCGACAGCAUGCUCGCCGACGUCUCCCGCACCUCCAACUCCGUCAUCAAGGACAUGGAGCGCGACAGCACCAAGACCGUGAAGCGCCAGAAGGAGAUCGCCGAGGAGCUGACGGGCGCUAAGCUGGACGACGUAGAAUCCAAGGAGAAGGAGAGGGAGAGGCAGUGGGGCACGGUGAGAUGAAAUGAAACUAAAGUGCUGCUUGGAGACAAAGAAAGGAUGGGAAACAAAUGAACGCUGUCUGUCUGCCGAUACUUCUCCCUCUCUAACUGCCUAAACCAGCACAUUCAAUUCGAGGGAAACUAGGCGCAGCGAUAACUACCUACUGGGUACUGUUGUAAAUUCACUCCACAGCUCACAAAAUGUACCAAUAUCGUACACAUGUAUAAAUCAUCGAUCAUCUACCUUUGUUUAUAUUCUGAAAAAUGGUUGAUAUCGACAUUAAUAAACGUGCCUGACUGAACCUUGUAACGCCCAUCCCAAAAUGUCCCAUAUUCUUCUUCAGAUAUUCCGGCUCAGAGUAGUGAUUUGAGCUUUAUGCAGACAACAAGAAAUCUGAUUUAAAAAUGCAAUAAUGCGUGAGACACCAGUUCGGCCA